Yamadazyma jaroonii is the source of this 963-nucleotide messenger RNA. The record is from the annotation of a GenBank genome assembly. Lineage: Eukaryota; Fungi; Ascomycota; Pichiomycetes; Serinales; Debaryomycetaceae.
AUGGCAGAUUAUCAAGAAGCAGAUAUAGAUUCUAUCGUCGAUAGAUUGUUAGAAGUCAGAGGAUCUAGACCAGGAAAACAAGUCACAUUAUUGGAACAUGAAAUCAGAUAUUUAUGUACGAAAGCAAGAGAAAUUUUCAUUCAACAGCCAAUAUUGUUAGAAUUAGAAGCCCCAAUCAAGAUUUGUGGUGAUAUUCAUGGACAAUAUUAUGAUUUAUUAAGAUUAUUCGAAUAUGGAGGAUUCCCACCCGAAGCUAAUUAUUUAUUUUUAGGUGAUUAUGUUGAUAGAGGUAAACAAUCUUUAGAAACCAUCUGUUUAUUAUUAGCUUAUAAAAUUAAAUAUCCUGAAAACUUCUUUAUAUUAAGAGGUAAUCAUGAAUGUGCUUCAAUUAAUAGAAUCUAUGGAUUUUAUGAUGAAUGUAAAAGACGUUAUAAUAUCAAAUUAUGGAAAACUUUCACUGAUUGUUUCAAUUGUUUACCAAUUGCAGCCAUUAUUGAUGAAAGAAUUUUCACUAUGCAUGGUGGUUUAAGUCCUGACUUAAAUACCAUGGAACAAAUCAGAAGAGUUAUGAGACCAACUGAUAUUCCAGAUGUUGGAUUAUUAUGUGAUUUAUUAUGGUCAGAUCCUGAUAAAGAUAUAACCGGAUGGUCAGAAAAUGAUCGUGGGGUAAGUUUUACCUUUGGACCAGAUGUUGUAUCAAGAUUUUUACAAAAACACGAUAUGGAUUUAAUUUGUAGAGCUCAUCAAGUCGUAGAAGAUGGUUAUGAAUUUUUCUCAAAACGUCAAUUAGUGACUUUAUUCUCAGCUCCUAAUUAUUGUGGAGAAUUCGAUAAUGCUGGUGCCAUGAUGUCAGUUGAUGAAAGUUUAUUAUGUUCUUUCCAAAUCUUAAAACCUGCUGAUAAACAAAAAUAUCCUAAUCAACUAAUGAAUAAUGGUCAAAAGAAGAAAAGAGGUUCAAAAUAG